Neospora caninum is the source of this 1713-nucleotide messenger RNA. Its product is annotated as putative PEK kinase. The coding region runs from base 1 to 1713 and encodes 570 amino acids. The transcript is spliced from 5 exons. Gene Ontology annotation, biological process: regulation of cytokinesis; mitotic spindle organization; protein phosphorylation. Lineage: Eukaryota; Apicomplexa; Conoidasida; Eucoccidiorida; Sarcocystidae. The record is from RefSeq and is a predicted model, not a curated record. Gene Ontology annotation, cellular component: spindle midzone; spindle pole centrosome; chromosome passenger complex. Gene Ontology annotation, molecular function: protein kinase activity; ATP binding.
AUGUUGGUCUCCAAGUAUGCCACUGCUGGAGGUCAGGCGGAAGUGAGCUCCGGCGCAUUUCGGAUGGCGAAGGCUUCCGGACCCACGCUGACUCGCGGGGCGAAGGGCGGCGAGUGCAGAGACCCAGCGCGCUACGACUCCUCUCUCAAGGCCGCGUCCUCGUUUAUGGCCUCGCCCUCGAAACUCGAGCGCACCACAGGCUGGCCAGAGCCGCCUGCCGCCUGGCUUCCCAGUGCAGAGACCACCAAGGCCGAAGAGGGAAAGGACGCGGCUGGAGCGUUCAACUGGGGCUUCAGUCGCCACGAAGGUCGGGAGACACCCCGCGACUUUGCGGCCGGGGGAUGCAGGCUGCAGGCGGCAAACCGAAACGAGCAUGGCGCUUCGCAGCACUUGCCAAGUCAAGGCGACAGCCAGGGGCUCGGCGCACCAGACCUUUCUGGCGGGACGAAGGUGAAGCGGGGCGACGAGGCCGAGAGGACGCGCGUAAACGGAGACGGAUGCAGAGUCUCCCCCAAGGGCGAAAAUGUCGACGUGAACUACACGUCCCAUGCUUCGAGCAAGUCGGGGGUCAACGCCUCUUUCGUAGGUCUCAAGGGUGUCGGCGGAGACGCCGCCUCUGGACUACUGGCUCCCCAGAAGAUGGACAAACCGUCGGGCAACAACAGCUGCGCGUCCGCGGUGUACGCGGACCUAUCCCUUGUGUGCCCCCUCCACGCUUAUCGCUUCUGUUUACGGGAUUUCGAUUUCGGAGGAUUCCUCGGCGACGGAGCGCACGGAUGUGUCUUUGUCGCUAGGGAGCGGCGGAGUGGCUUCGUCUGUGUGCUGAAGUGCAUCACAAAGGCGCACUUGGUCCGGGGAGGGAACGAGGCUCUGCUCAAGAAGGAAGUCGAGCUCCAGGCUCACUUGAAACACCCCCACAUCUGCUGUAUGUACACCUGGUUCCAAACCAGCAGCGCCAUAUUCCUCGUCAUGGAAUACUGCCUAAAAGGAGAUCUCUUCGCCCUUCUCGACAAGACGACUUUCGGCUUCGAUGAACGCACCGUUGCCAAAUGGCGGAACGGUGUCAGAGGCUCUGCAACUAUCGGGGGCGGGAUCCCGUGCGGUCGCGUUUUCUCUCCCCACCCAGGCCUACGCACAAAACAUGCACAAGUCUUUUUUGUGUUUCAGGAGAACGUCCUGGUCGACCACACGGACAAGCUGAAGCUUGCCGACUUUGGUCUCUCGGCCCACAUUGGCGGGGAACAUCGCAAGCGGGGCGUCUCCAUCAACCGCGGCACUUGCGGCGACAACGUUUGCAGUUUCGACGAGAAAAGCGACAUCUGGACGAUCGGCAUUCUCGGCUUUGAACUGUUCUUCAAGUUCCCUCCCUUCGGCUCGCAAUGCCACAUCGACGAGGAGACGGUGAUGCAAAACAUCCGCAACAAGCACUGGAGCGAGAGAGUAGAACAGGAAGCCCUGCGGGAUCCCCGAGUCAACGAGAAGCUUCUGUCGAUGAGCGACGAUUUCAAGGCUUUCCUGUCGGCCUGUUUAAACAAGAAGGCUUCCUUGCGCCCGACGGCCGAGGCGCUCCUCGAGUUUCCUUUCCUCCAGAAAAACAACCCGGAGGUCGUCAACAGUGUCCACUUUCUCCAGCAACCGCGGCACCAACAAGGCCACAAGGGAUUCAACCAGCCGGCAGGGCCUUGGCAGACGCCGCGGCCGACGUGCUGCUAA